Molecule: messenger RNA, 3891 nt
Organism: Ochotona curzoniae (black-lipped pika)
Lineage: Eukaryota; Metazoa; Chordata; Mammalia; Lagomorpha; Ochotonidae
Gene: MAPKAP1
Product: MAPK associated protein 1
Exons: 10
Coding region: 1197-2630 (477 amino acids)
Biological process (GO): TORC2 signaling
Cellular component (GO): TORC2 complex; plasma membrane; cytoplasm
Molecular function (GO): phosphatidylinositol-4,5-bisphosphate binding
Source: RefSeq, a predicted model, not a curated record
AUAGCUUUCUUAUCCAAUCUUCUGCUGAUGGGUAUUUCGGUUGCUUCCAUUUUUGCAAUUAUUGAUUGACACUGACUGGCUUCUAUCUGCUGUGAAUUUGCCAAAGGAGAAGGGAAUGUUGGGAUAUUUUAGUACUGGUUUAAACCUGAGUUGAAAGCCAAAGGUUGCAAUGGUGCUUUUAUCAUUAUCAUUACUAAUUAUGAGUGUUUUAUAAAACUGCAUUGUGUCCUGCAUCCUCUCGUCCCUUGCACCUCGCUUUUAUAAAUGGAGAAAGGAAAGCACCAUACAAGGGUGCAGUAUUUUGACCAAGAUGAGCAAGCUGGCAAGUGACAGGGUCAGGAUUCCAGCUCAGGCUGUCUCUAGGGCCUUACUCCCUACCGCUAGUCUCUAACGCCUCCCUUGGUGAGCUUCUCACUUACUCAGGGAGGUACCAUUUUGUCCCUAGAAUAGACUCAUUACAAUCUCAACAAGAUUCAGGAAACAGUUCUUGUAAUUAGGUUUCUAAAAUAAGAAAUUAGUCUUGCAGCAGGCAAUCUUGAUUAAUAAGUUUUGUUUUAAAAGCACAAUACCAUGAUAAACCAAAAGAAAGGAAAAUGUGUUUAUUGAGCAAAAUUACUUUGGUAGAACUUUUUGUAAGAUCUUUAGUAAUUCAGAAAGCAUUUCUGCCCAUUUAAACACUUUGUAACCAUAUGAUAGGAGGGGAAAUAUAAACUGAUGAAAUAUAGUUUCAGGCUUUAGUACAUCAUUUGAGAAAAAUACAGCUUGUUUUCUCCCUGACCUUAUAAAGUAAUGAGAAGAUUGCCUGGGAGGGGAGGAAGAAAGGAGAAUUUAUGGUUUGAACAGUAGUUCUGUGCUUUGAGUGGCCUGGCUGUGGAGUUACUAUUACUUGUUUUGCAAGAGAGCCGGCUUUCCUCUCUGAUACCGUUUAGAUCUCACUGAGCAGAGCUGUAGCCCAUACUGCUUACAAGGAUUUUCUUCCAGCUUAGGCUUAAUCUUUCAAAAUUCCUCAAAAUAGGAGUAAAUGUUGAUUUUCAAGGUAGUGUUUUACCGUUUUGAAUUUGUUUGAAAAAUGAUUCAGUCAUUUUCUACCUUAUUCUUAAAUAUUGCUGUGUACAUCGUGUUUCCAGGUAGGUGAGCUCGUGAAACAGUAUGAAGAGGAGAAAAUAGCCUUUUAAGGAAACGGGCCCACAGAGAGGAUGGCCUUCUUGGACAAUCCAGCUAUCAUUCUAGCUCAUAUUCGACAGUCCCAUGUGACCAGUGAUGACACGGGAAUGUGUGAGAUGGUUCUCAUUGACCAUGAUGUUGACCUAGAGAAGAUUCAUCCUCCUUCACUGCCUGCAGACAGUGGGUCAGAGAUUCAGGGGAGCAAUGGUGAGACUCAGGGCUAUGUGUACGCCCAGUCAGUCGAUAUUACCUCAAGUUGGGACUUUGGUAUUAGAAGACGCUCAAACACAGCUCAAAGAUUAGAACGGCUCCGAAAAGAGAGACAAAACCAGAUCAAAUGCAAAAAUGUUCAGUGGAAAGAAAGAAAUUCUAAGCAAUCAGCCCAGGAGUUAAAGUCACUGUUUGAAAAAAAAUCCCUCAAAGAGAAGCCUCCGAAUUCUGGCAAGCAGUCAAUAUUGUCUGUGCGCCUGGAGCAGUGCCCUCUGCAGCUGAAUAACCCUUUUAAUGAGUACUCCAAGUUUGAUGGCAAGGGUCAUGUCGGUACUACAGCCACCAAGAAGAUCGACGUCUACCUCCCCCUGCACUCGAGCCAGGACAGACUGCUGCCAAUGACUGUGGUGACCAUGGCCAGCGCCAGAGUGCAGGACCUGAUUGGGCUCAUCUGCUGGCAGUACACAAGCGAAGGACGGGAGCCGAAGCUCAAUGACAACGUCAGUGCCUACUGCCUGCAUAUUGCCGAGGAUGAUGGAGAGGUAGACACAGACUUUCCCCCGCUGGACUCCAAUGAGCCCAUUCAUAAGUUUGGCUUCAGCACUUUGGCCCUGGUGGAGAAGUAUUCAUCUCCUGGUCUGACAUCCAAGGAAUCACUGUUUGUUCGAAUAAAUGCUGCUCAUGGAUUCUCCCUUAUUCAGGUGGACAACACAAAGGUCACCAUGAAGGAAAUCUUGCUAAAGGCAGUGAAACGAAGAAAAGGAUCUCAGAAGAUUUCAGGCCCUCAGUACCGCCUGGAGAAGCAGAGCGAGCCCAAUGUCGCCGUGGACCUGGAGAGCACUUUGGAGAGCCAGAGCGCCUGGGAGUUCUGCCUGGUCCGCGAGAACAGGAUCUCCGGAGACAAAGUGGAGAUCGACCCCGUUACGAAUCAGAAGGCCAGCACUAAGUUUUGGAUUAAGCAGAAGCCCAUCUCGAUCGAUUCUGACCUGCUCUGUGCCUGUGACCUUGCGGAAGAGAAAAGCCCCAGUCAUGCAAUAUUUAAACUCACAUACCUAAGCAAUCAUGACUACAAGCACCUCUACUUUGAAUCUGACGCUGCUACUGUCAAUGAAAUCGUGCUCAAGGUGAACUACAUCCUGGAAUCGCGAGCAAGCACUGCCCGGGCUGACUAUUUUGCUCAAAAACAAAGAAAACUGAACAGACGUACGAGCUUCAGCUUCCAGAAGGAGAAGAAAUCAGGGCAGGGGCAGCAGUGACCCGGCCUCAAGCUGCUGCUGCUCGAGCCUGCAUGCCGGGGCCAGGUGGCCCGCUGUCCUUGCGGGCACAGGGCUGGGGGCAACGCAGACCACCGAGGACACUGGCCUGGACCAAGCCGUGCGGCCACGGCUCCGACAGGCUCCACCGACAGGCUCCGCCGACAGGCUCCACUGCCCGGCCGCCCUGUCGAGGAUGUAUAUAGCCACACCCGGACAUUUCCGUCAACUUGAUCAAAUUUCUUAAAGCAAAUGAAGAACAAAAAUGUACAUUUUUUUCUUUUAAUAAACAGGCAUACUCCUUAUCCCGGUUGGCGUGACGGGCUGUUCUUUGGGACAGAGGAUUGAUUAUGUUAUUCUCUUGAAAAUCUGUUCCCAUAUUGAACAGGCAGAUUGGAAAAGCUAUGGUUCGAUUUCUCAGAAGAAAUGUUUAGGGCUUAGUCAAUACUUUUAACUAUGUCAUUUGUUUAAAUGAGCGCAUUUGCUAUGAGGAUCGUCAGACUCAAAGUUAGGGAUGGGGCUCUGGCAUGUGUGCCCCUGCUGUGUGCCCAGCCUCUGCCCGCCCAGCCCCCGAUGGCAGCAAGCAACGCUGAGAAAGCUAGGCUCUCGGCUCAUCUCGCCACCUCGCCACCUCGUGCUCCAGGCGCUGCUCACACAGCAGGUGUAAGCGCUUGCCAAGUGGAAGGCCAGCCCAGGCCUGGGAGCCACCUCGCUGACCUCGGGGGCCUCCUUGCCCUCCACAGUGCCUGCCCCCGUCACCGCAGCAGCCUGGACAAGCAAAGCAGCUCUGCUGUCCCACUCCCGCGGAGGGAAGACGAGGGGCCGGGCGCCCCCGACGCCACAUCUCUGGCCACACCAGAUGCCUCUGCCACCCUCGCCGGCCUCGCCAGGGCUCCUCCCCUGGGCCCAUGCUGCCCUCCUGUGCCCUGCCGGGCCCCAAGGACCUGCGUUUCAAAGAUUUUGUAACCUGCCGUCCAAGGGGAGUUGUGUCUGGAACACAUCUUGGAGCCCAGUGUCUCAUGAGCACCGCCCCGAGGUCCUGUCUGACCCUGGUCCUCGUGCAGCCAGCAGGAGCCCCUUUUCUAACGUCUUCCAGUCCUACCUGCCCCAGAAACAAGGGAAAUAUGAUUUGUAGCUUGUUAUCUGUAUUUGAAUUUUUAGCAAUUUUAUAUUUAGAUACCUUUGGAAAAAUGUAAAUGACUAAUUGGGUCAUUAAAUCUCGUGGCAUAUUCAAUAUUAAAAUAAAAAUCAGACGAGAACCCUC